Messenger RNA from Nematolebias whitei (Rio pearlfish), 726 nucleotides. Its product is annotated as dual specificity protein phosphatase 13-like. The record is from RefSeq and is a predicted model, not a curated record. The transcript has 3 exons. Gene Ontology annotation, molecular function: MAP kinase phosphatase activity; protein tyrosine/serine/threonine phosphatase activity. Gene Ontology annotation, biological process: negative regulation of MAPK cascade; protein dephosphorylation. Gene Ontology annotation, cellular component: cytoplasm. The coding region runs from base 72 to 626 and encodes 184 amino acids. Lineage: Eukaryota; Metazoa; Chordata; Actinopteri; Cyprinodontiformes; Rivulidae.
AGGCACGGCGGGCUCAGGCUGCAGGAGCAACGUGAGUGUCUGCUGCACGUCUCGUCCUGUGUGCUGGAAGAAUGUCAGAGAGCAAACAGCAACAGAACCUGGUGCUCAUUAAGGAGCUGGAGCUCAUCUUGGAUUCCUGCAAACUGGAGCUCACACCAGUGGAUGAAGUCUGGCCCAAUUUAUACAUAGGAAAUGUGGCUGUCGCACAGAACAGAAAGGCAUUACAUAAGCUGGGCAUCACUCAUGUCCUGAAUGCAGCGCACUCCAAGCAGGGCAGCAUUGGUAACCAGAGCUUUUAUGGAAACACGAGUGUUUACUUUGGCAUCCCAGCAGAAGACUCGGACCACUUUGACCUCAGCCAGCACUUCAAAUCUGCUGCAGACUUCAUACAUACGGGCCUAAAGAGCAAAGAUGGAAAGGUGUUAGUGCACUGCAUCAUGGGUGUGAGUCGAUCGGCCACCUUGGUCCUGGCCUACCUCAUGACGAGGAAGCAUCUUUCUCUGAGAGACGCUCUGAGACAUGUCGUCCAAAAACGAGCCAUUUUCCCCAACCGGAACUUCCUGUCACUCCUCCUCAAGCUGGAUGAACAGCUGGCACAAAAAAGGAGGUUGUGUCCUCUUCUCUGACAUUAGUUCCUUUAUGACAUUUCCAUGUGCUGCACAAUUGACGGUGAUUAUUGUUUAUUAGUAUACAGAUAUAUUUAUUCUUGCUGUGUUUUUACUUUUA